AUGGAGUUGAAAAGGAUCGAAAACAAGAUCAAUAGGCAAGUCAUCUUCUUAAAGAGAAGGUCUGGUUUGAUCAUGAAAGCCCGCGAGAUCUUUGUGCUUUGUGAUGCUGAUAUGGCUCUCGUAGUCUUCUCUACUAAAGGGGUUUCGGGAUUGCAGUACCGUAUCACCAAAGAAGGCGUUGGAAAAUUCAUCUCAUUCCAAUGUACUCCAGUACGAGAUGAUGGUGUUGUUGGUGACACAAGAAUUUGCAUGGGCCAGGAGCGCAUUCGCCCUAGAAGCCCAAGAUUGCUUUCUUUACACAUAAUUGGAAAUGAUGUUGAAGGAACAAUUCUAUGA
Molecule: messenger RNA, 336 nt
Organism: Vigna angularis (adzuki bean)
Lineage: Eukaryota; Viridiplantae; Streptophyta; Magnoliopsida; Fabales; Fabaceae
Product: agamous-like MADS-box protein AGL13
Exons: 2
Coding region: 1-336 (111 amino acids)
Biological process (GO): regulation of transcription by RNA polymerase II
Molecular function (GO): RNA polymerase II cis-regulatory region sequence-specific DNA binding; protein dimerization activity; DNA-binding transcription factor activity, RNA polymerase II-specific
Source: RefSeq, a predicted model, not a curated record